Molecule: messenger RNA, 1398 nt
Organism: Caenorhabditis bovis
Lineage: Eukaryota; Metazoa; Nematoda; Chromadorea; Rhabditida; Rhabditidae
Source: the annotation of a GenBank genome assembly
AUGAUAACCCUUGAAGGGGAUAGUGUUCUCCUUCGGCAAGAAUCGAUCGUCGCCGUCAAAGCGACCGAUGAGAUUCUCGAUGUGCUGCGCAUCAAUUCGAGCCGAUUCUACGCGCUCUCGUUUCUAAUGAGUUUGACAUGGAUGAUCGGAGCAAUGGUGUUGCUGAGCACGGCGUUUACGGCUUCUGAAUGCGCAAAUUGCACAAUGCUGACAGUUAAUCAGGAGUUUCCCGACGAUGUCUCGCUGCUGACAUGGCGCACCUCGUUCUUCAUGCUCGGCAUGAUGUGCGGCGCGAUUGUGAUGCCGAUGAGCGCCGAUCACUACGGCCGUCGUCCAAUCUGGUUGGUGUGUUUGAUCGGCGUCGCCGCCGCCAGCGGUUUUUGCGCCAUGUCGCACUCGGUCGUCCAGUUCUGCGUGUUCCGCUGGUUUCAAGGCUUCUUCUGGGUGGGCGCCUCGCUCGUCAGCUGGGUGGCCGGAUACGAGUUGGCGCCGCCGAAAUUGCGCGCCGUCGUCACACUGCUCUACGGCCUCACAUGGGUCGUCGGCUAUUGUCUCGUCGCGCCGCUCGCGAUGAUCGUCUCGACGUGGCGCGAGUUCUACGCGCUCAUCGCGUCGCUCGUUCCGCUCUACGCGUUCCUCAUCUUCCUCAACGUGCCCGAAACCCUUCAUUUCCUGAUUGUGAAGCGGCGAGCGCGAAAAGCGCAACGCUGGAUCGCCCACGUCGAUCCGACAUUCCCGGGCACGUUCGACAUUCCCGGCUUGAUUCAAGCGUCGCAACGAAAGCACAAACGCCCGUUCCUUGAGGAAGUGCUUCGGCAUAAGGAGUUCAUCGGCUACUGGCUUGUUCAGGUGUUCAUGUGGAUGACCGACACGUUCACCUAUUUCGGCCUCUCGCUGAACAGCACCCAACUCGACGGCAAUCCCUACGCGAAUUUCGUGCUUCUCGGCGUCGUCGAGCUCCCUUCCUACAUCUUCUGCCCAUACGCCAACGAUUAUUUCGGAAGGAAGCCGACGCUGAUCGUCUCGCAUAUCUCGAGCGGCGUCCUGUUCAUCAUCGCCUAUUUUGUGCAAGACCGAAAUAGACUGAUUUACAUCGCUUGCUGGAUUCUCGGCAAAUUCGCCAUCUCGUUCUCAUUCAUGUCGUUGUUCGUUUACACGAGCGAGAUGUUUCCGUCGAGCAUUCGCAACGGCGCCGUCGGAAUGUGUUCGGUGUUCGCAAAAAUCGGAGGAAUUCUGAUUCCCUACAUGAAAUUGAUGGGCCUCAUCUCCGAGGACAUUUUGCUCAUUUUUUUGUGUGUUACGGCGAUCGCGGCCGGUCUGCUUGUCAUAUUCCUGCCGGAGACCAAGAAUCGCCUUCUACCCGACACCGUCGAAGACGAAUUCGAAAAUCAAUCCUGA